CCUUCAGUAUUCUUCCAUUCACUGUGAAGCUUUCAGCAACAUGACAUCUCCAACAUUUGUCAUCUGCUUCAUGCUUUUGGUCGUCGGGUACAUUGCUCAGACAGUUGAUCAGAAACUGUCUACAUCUGUUCACCACGAGACACGAGGAACUGGAGAGAGUGUGACUUUACCAUGUGUCUUCAAAGAGGAUAGUUCUUAUUGGUCUUAUUGGUUUAAGCAAACUGGAGAGAAUCUGAGGCCCAUCUCUGUUUUCAACAAAUACACAGCUGCAUAUACUUUUCAUGGUGAGUUUAAGAACAAUCUACGUUUCAAACUGGAUGGUAAAAACGAUAAAAAUGACUUAAUAAUCUCAGAUUUAGAAGUGUCAGAUGCAGCUACAUAUCUCUGCAUCAGUACAAAUAGCUACAUGAUAGAAGUUCUAGCAACCAUCACAGUCUGUGUGAAGGGUUCAGGUGUGAGCGUCCCAGCUCUGGUCCAUCAGUCAGAGUCUGAAACCAUCCAGCCAGGAGGCUCUGUGACUCUGAACUGUACAGUCCACACUGGGACCUGUGAUGGAGAACACAGUGUUUACUGGUUCAGAAACUCUGAGGAAGCUCAUCCAGGACUCAUUUACACCCAUGGAGGCAGGAAUGAUCAGUGUGAGAGGAACCCUCACUCACACACUCACACUUGUGUCUACAACUUGGCCAUGAGGAGCCUGAAUCUUUCUCAUGCUGGGACCUACUACUGCGCUGUGGUCUCAUGUGGACACAUACUGUUUGGAGACGGGACCAAGCUGGACUUUGGAGAUGAGGUGAGCUCUGGUGUCUUGGUGUAUUCUCUGAGUGGAGCUUUGAUAUCUGCAGUUAUCCUGAUAGUUGUCCUGGCCUUCUUAUUGUACAAGAUGAACAAAAGAAUCUGCUUCUUAUCUCAAGAGAUACAAGCAAGAUUUUCAGCUCCCUCCACAACAAACAUGGAGGUUAACAGAGGAGCAGACGACGUCUGUUAUGCCGCUGUGAACGUUAACAUGCCCAACACAUCAAGAAGACAGAGAAACACAGCCAGAGAUGAAUGUGUGUAUUCCAGUGUGAGGCAGUAGAAGUCACCAUGGUUCAUCUUUUACUACGUCACUUUAAACUGAUGUUGGACCAGAUUUUUAAUGUUACCUUUGUGAAUAAAUGUCACUGAUUAUGUUGUGCUUUUGUGAAUUAAUUUUAAAUGAUCUGAUAGUGAACAUGAGAAUUUUAAACCAAAGAACUCUUUUAACCCAGGUUUUGUUUUUACAUUGUUAUUAUUAUGGAUGUAUAUUUUGGUAUUUUUGCCUCUUUGAGACGUUGGAUAGAGCAGAAAAUGGAGGAAAUGAUCAGAAGUGAUAUGCAGGAACAGAGCUCAGGGCUGCUCACAUCGAGGACUACACCCUAGACCAGCUAGUGGUCCUCGCCCAG
Cheilinus undulatus (humphead wrasse) is the source of this 1424-nucleotide messenger RNA. RefSeq lists its product as uncharacterized. NCBI's taxonomy places the organism in Eukaryota, Metazoa, Chordata, Actinopteri, Labriformes, Labridae. Gene Ontology annotation, biological process: response to bacterium. The transcript has 6 exons. Bases 41 to 1078 code for a protein of 345 amino acids. The record is from RefSeq and is a predicted model, not a curated record.